Physeter macrocephalus (sperm whale) is the source of this 442-nucleotide messenger RNA. RefSeq names its product G protein subunit gamma transducin 1 (gene GNGT1). The record is from RefSeq and is a predicted model, not a curated record. Gene Ontology annotation, molecular function: G-protein beta-subunit binding. Lineage: Eukaryota; Metazoa; Chordata; Mammalia; Artiodactyla; Physeteridae. Gene Ontology annotation, biological process: G protein-coupled receptor signaling pathway. The transcript has 3 exons. Gene Ontology annotation, cellular component: heterotrimeric G-protein complex. Bases 94 to 318 code for a protein of 74 amino acids.
AAUGUGCCAGCGGGAGGAAGGUGCACAGCGUCCAACCUCGAGGCAGUCUGAGUUCCAGCGUGGUGGGUGCCGCUGCUUUAUGUAGGGCAAAAGAUGCCAGUGAUCAAUAUUGAGGACCUGACAGAAAAGGACAAAUUGAAGAUGGAAGUUGACCAGCUCAAGAAAGAAGUGACACUGGAAAGAAUGCUGGUGUCCAAAUGUUGUGAAGAAGUAAGGGAUUAUGUUGAAGAAAGAUCUGGGGAGGAUCCAUUAGUAAAGGGUAUCCCAGAGGACAAAAACCCCUUCAAGGAGCUCAAAGGAGGCUGUGUGAUUUCAUAAAAAAAAUUUUUUUAAUUCCAUGGAAUACCUUGAGCUUUAAUGACAUACUGUUUUGUCAUAUGUAAUAAUACUAUUAAGCAUGUACAUGAAUUUUAAAAUUAUAAAUAUGAGCAUUUAAUAAAAU